Dromaius novaehollandiae (emu) is the source of this 4479-nucleotide messenger RNA. RefSeq names its product serine/threonine kinase 11 interacting protein (gene STK11IP). NCBI's taxonomy places the organism in Eukaryota, Metazoa, Chordata, Aves, Casuariiformes, Dromaiidae. The coding region runs from base 110 to 3619 and encodes 1169 amino acids. Gene Ontology annotation, biological process: intracellular protein localization. Gene Ontology annotation, molecular function: protein binding. The record is from RefSeq and is a predicted model, not a curated record. The transcript is spliced from 24 exons. Gene Ontology annotation, cellular component: cytoplasm.
CGGCGCGCUCGGUGGCGCGGCGGAAGCGCGCGGCUCUGCGGGAACGCGGAAGUGCGCGGUGGCGGCGGUGCGGCGCGGCCGGGACCGGCUCGGCCUCCGUCCCCGGCAGAUGGCGGCGGCGGAGACGCUGGUGCGCGGCCUGGCGCGGCUGCUGCAGGACGCGGGGGAUGUGGUCCUGGACGGCCGCAGCACCCUGAGGCUGCCCGCGCCGGCGCUGCAGCACCUCACGCGCGUCUUCGAGCAGCACCUGGGCUCCCGCAACCAGGGCCGCGGCUUCGUCGCCCUGCCCUCGCACCCCGCCGACUCGGCCGCCCUGCUCCAGGCGCAGUUCCUCUUCGACGUCCUGCAGAAGACCCACUCCCUGAAGCUUGUUCAUGAUCCAAACUGUGUUUUGCAAUCUGCUGUGAAGAUCUUCCCUUUCAAGUCCCUUCGGCAUUUGGAAUUGAAGUCUGUCCCUCCGCACUGCCUUCGGGGACUGCGAUUAGUCUAUUCACAGCUGGAAUCUCUAACCUGUUGCAAAUGCAUCAGUACCUUGGAGGAAAUCAUUUCAGCAUGUGGUGGUGAUCUGAGCUGUGCUCUCCCCUGGUUGGAACUGCAGACUGUCAACUUCAGCUAUAACUCGAUCACUGCCUUGGAUGACUCACUGCAAUUACUGAAUGUGCUUAGAGUCUUGAAUUUGAGUCACAACAAGGUCCAGGACUGUGAGCACUAUUUAACGACCCUUACAGAACUAGAGUACCUCAAUCUGGCCUAUAACUUCCUGUCAAAGGUGCCAAACCUUGGCAUUUUCAGCCGAUCCAAGCUGGCGACUCUGAUCCUGCGCAACAAUGAACUUGACAGCAUUAAUGGGGUGGAACAGCUGGUGAAUCUGCAGCACCUGGAUGUGGCCUAUAACCUGCUACUGGAGCAUGCCCAGCUGGCACCACUGUCUACUCUGCACUGUUUAAAAAAGCUGCACUUGGAGGGAAACCCAUUAUGCUUCCAUCAAAACCACCGAUCUGCAACACUUGUACAUGUGUCUCCCAGGGCAGCCUCCUCCAAUUUCCUCUUGGAUGGAGAGCCACUGUCUUCCUCAGACCUAAUGCACCUUCCAAAAUUUGUGCAAAGUGUGUCACAGUCGAUCCACACAUCUACUUCAGAGAAGACUGCACUGGACCGCAGUGCUCUGGACAGUUCCUGUGCUGCAGACUUCAGCGACAGUCAGUCCCCAGCAGAGAAUGUGGCUGUCAGGUUCACUCGGAAGAAAUGCAAGGGAAGAGUUAAAGUGCGCAGAGCAAGCAUUUCAGAGCCCAGUGACACAGAACAUGAGUCCCAGGCUUUACCUCUCUCUGCUGGCCUCGUCCUACAGCAUCAGAAGGAGAUGAAGCGUAUGGACAGCUUCAGAGAUCGCUUUGGUGUUGACUGGCUGCGGUACAAGAGACACCUGGAGGAGCGUGACCAAGUACCUGUCAUCUGCCAUAGCCAUUCUGCAGAUGAGAUCGCAGGCAGACCUGCUGCAACGGACUUGUUGAGUGAGAGCUUUGGCCUGGAGCAAGGAAAACCCGAAGUGUUCCAGAAAGAAUCCUCUCCUCCUUUGGACGAUGCUGAGAAGGAAGAAGAGCCUGACCUACAGCUGGAUGUCCCUGUGAGAGAAGAACAGAGAGAAGAGGAGGCCGAUGAGCUAAUGCUUGGAGAGGAAGAAGAUGAGAAGACAGAAGUGGACCUCUGUCAGCCAGUGCUGGUGAGCCAAAUAGAAAGUGAAGGCGACCCGGAGCCAGACUGGAUCUUCCUUCGGGUCACAGCUAGGCAUGUGAUUGAGGUGGAGCUGAAGGCUGCCAGAGUCCUCCACAAGCUGGAGCUGAAGUGCCUGCAGAAGAUGGAGACCUCUGAGAUGAACUGGAAGAGGAUGGACCUGGAACGAGUUUUCCCUGUUCUCACAUUACACUUCAGCUACAUUCGCAAGGACCGGCAGAAGCGCAAAUAUGUGGUGCUUGAUGACUGCCCGGAGCAGUGUCUACAGUCUGUGCUUGAAGUGUUGAUGCCAGCUCUGGAGGAGAAUCGGAGAAAUCGAGGCCAAGAGAAGGGAUUCACAAAGCUCCAGUGCCUGAAGUGCAAGCAGGAGUUUUUCCAGUCUCUGGCUUCCUGGCAACAAGGUCUGUGUUCUGCAGAGGCUGGAGAUGCCAAAACACUGGAGACCCUAGCUGCCUCAGAUCAAGAUACCGCAGCACCUGGCGAACCCAUAGCCUGUCCCAAUUGUUCCAGUGACCAUGUGGUCAUCCUGCCUUUGGAGAUGUCCUCCAGUGCAUCUCUGCCACCUGGCCCUGAUGGCACAAGUGAGGAUUUGUCGGAAUCUGUUCUGGAGGGAGGCAGCCAUCAAGAAGGCACAGAGGAAGCAUCUGCCCUGACCAGUGAGAGUGGGAAGUUUUACAUUGGUGGGGAGGACAGCUCUGAGCUGGACACCAGCAACGGCACCAGAACCCCGGAGCUCAGUGGCGAGCACGACAGCACUCUCCAUUCCAGUUCUCGCAGUUCAGAUGGGGGCUGUGGGAAGAAGGAGCUGGGCAUGAAAAAGCAGUACUUGUCCUUCAGUCACACUGACACCAACGGGGGCAGCUUGAUGGGGAGCUACCAUUACAGUGUCUCUCGUGCGCCCACUCCUUCUCAGCUGUCUUUGAACUCCGAGUCAGAGGAAACCUGGAAUCUCAGUCCUCCUGCAAAUGGCAUCCUGAACGUGAGGGACUUCCGUUCUGUGGAUCAUCGCCUGAAGCUGUACCUGGAUAUGGAGGUUUUUGAGGAAGACUCUGAGGAGUUCCAGUGCUUCCUCAAGGUGGCCAUGGUGAAGUUUGGUCGAUAUGGGGAGUUCCUCUCGAUCCUGGUUGCCUCUGACCUCAGGAUUUAUGUGCUGGAAGUCACUGGGGUUAUCAGGGGACAGCCUGCAGACUGGCUGAAGAAGAAUGACUCUCACUACCUGUCUGAUAUUUCCCAUCUGGAAGUGGGACUCUGCCACCAGAGCUUGCGAAUGGAGUUUGAGAACCCAAGAGCCUCCUACAAUCUGCUGAUCCGGAACCAGAGCUGUUGUGACCAGUUCCUGCAGACACUGACAUAUCUCAUACAAGAGCUGCCUGCCAAGCACAGGAGUAAGGUGAAGGAAAUCCCCACUGUGGAGAUGAAUCCUCAGCAUUCUCUAUGGUCCUUGCUGGACUACAAGACCACAGACUCCAUGGCUGUAGAUGACACUUGUUUCUUCUACCUGCUGGCCUAUCUGAUCCAAGGGGCAUCUGCUUUCCCUGUGACCCUGCUGAGCACCCGCAGCAUGCUGUUUCUGCUGGAGGAGAAUCACCAGUGGCAGGUGCAGCCCCCUUUGGAUGUGGAUGGUGAGGCAGAACCACCUCCUAAGAGCAACAUCCAGUUGAAGGAGAAGCAGCCAAUCAGCAGUGUUAGCAAUGUCAUAACCUAUCGCCUCUAUCCCUGUGACAUCAAGCUGAUGCUUUAUGAUGAGGUGCUGAAGGUGGAGAGCACUUGGCACAUCCGCACAGAGUGCCCUGAGCUCCUGGCAGAGCUGGUGGAGUGGAUCCGUGGGCCCUGGGAGGAGAUGUUCUCUAUUGAGCUACGGAAAGCUGUGCACGAGGGGCUGGAGUGAACUUGCUAGCUAUAGGCAGGCAGGACUUGGAGUCAAGAGUGCUGCUGUGCUGGCAAUGGUGCACAGGUGUCUGCCACUCCCAUCUGACUUUGCUGUCCUGUGGCCUCCGCUACCUACUGAACUCUUGCCCCUAGGCCUUUCUGGUGAGGAGGAAGGGAGCACGCAAUAGUCCAAGCUUUGCACAGUCACUCACCUGCACUGGGCUGGCCAUGGAAGGAGGUUGUGGAGGGUGUCCCCUAUAAUCCUGCAUAAACUGCACAGAACUGCAACUUGGUGGUGUUUACUAGUCUCAUUCAGGGUUAGUAGGGAAUCACUCUGAAGGAAAUAAGUCACUGAAGGAAGAAGGGAGCAGAACCAGAGCAUGUUCAGUGGGACAUGCAGUGAGACUAGGCAAACAGCAGGCCAGAGGUAAUUGGAUGCUGGGCUCUUCUUCUAGCAAGUGUAUUUGCUGUCUCUCCAGCUGUCUCAGAGCAGCUGCCAUUGUCUGCUGCUAAUUUUUCCCCCUCCCUCUUAUCCACAGCUUCCCUAAAGCUGCCUGGGGCAAGCUUUCAAACAGGGGCCUGGUUGCACAAAGGGGUAAGGCAUGCUGUACUGAACCGUAUGGAGAGCCCUCUGCACCUGGCUGCCUGGCAGGGCAUGGCUCAGCCUGCUGCUGUAGCCUUUCACUGUCACUGGGGAGGGAGAAGCCAUGAGGCUCUUGGGCACAGAAGUGUUGCUCAUUGCUUAGGGGUCAGGACCUUGGUGGGCACUGACAGGUGAAAGUGAGGCUUAGGCUUUUCUGAGCAGUCCAAAACCAAGAGUCUCUAUUUUAACAUGAGUUUUACUAUUUUCUAUUGUAAUAAAAGCUUCUAUUUAUUGAA